This is a messenger RNA of Callithrix jacchus (white-tufted-ear marmoset), 9655 nucleotides long. RefSeq names its product ST8 alpha-N-acetyl-neuraminide alpha-2,8-sialyltransferase 1 (gene ST8SIA1). Gene Ontology annotation, molecular function: alpha-N-acetylneuraminate alpha-2,8-sialyltransferase activity. The record is from RefSeq and is a predicted model, not a curated record. Gene Ontology annotation, biological process: oligosaccharide metabolic process; N-glycan processing. NCBI's taxonomy places the organism in Eukaryota, Metazoa, Chordata, Mammalia, Primates, Cebidae.
UUAUUGUCUGCCGUUAUCUCCAAAGAACAAGGGUACGAGUGAGGGGUGCGCGCUCUGGGCGAGUGUCGCGGCUCUCACAACGGGUCGAAGGAGGCAAUUUUGCCAGUGGGGGAGGGAGGGGGAGACCUUGAUUUCCACCAAUCCCCGGGCGUUUGUCUGCGAAGUCCGGGGCGCAGCGGAAGGCUGCGGCGCGCCGCUGAAUUAACUGAUGAGAGCGAGUUCUUUUCUUCUCCGGGAGGGGUGGGGAGCGAGGGUCCUGGCGGGCGAGGCGGAGAAGCCCGGGGCAGGAUAGCGGUCCCGGGCAGCCGUGGAAAUUUCCAAGGACUUGGCGCGGCGCGGAGAGCGCGUCUGGGGUGGGGGGGGUUGCUUGGGGGCGCAGCAGCGCGGGAGGCGGCGAAGGGCGCAGGAGCAUCGCCCGGAAGGGGACAAGGGGACGCAUCGGGCCAAAUGUCUGAGAGAGAGCCGAACCUUUUCCCGGACCCUCGCCUAGGGCGACUGUGAUGCUGCAGAACCGGCGGGAGCUACUCGCCGCCGCCGCUCUCUGCGCUUUUGGAGACCCCAGCGCCGCCUUCUGCAGGGGAAACGACCAUGGCCAUAGAUCGUGACUUGCCCCCCAGCCACUUCCCCUAGAAGAAAUCCUUGGAAAAGUUGCAUUUAAAAAAAUCCUUGCUCUGACCUUUGGGGCCGACGGUGCCGAAGAAGAGUGCGUGCCUUUGCAAGCAGGAAACCGAAAGGUGUGUGUGCAUGGGGGGCCGGCGGUGGGGGACCCUCUGCUGCCACUUCGCAUAGCUUUGUGCUGAGGCCCCGGCCCCCGCCCCUGGGACGCCGGGGCUGAGAUGAGCCCUUGCCGGCGGGCCCGGCGACAAACGUCUAGAGGGGCCAUGGCUGUACUGGCGUGGAAGUUCCCGCGGACCCGGCUCCCCAUGGGAGCCAGUGCCCUCUGUGUCGUGGUCCUUUGCUGGCUCUACAUCUUCCCCGUCUACCGGCUGCCUAACGAGAAGGAGAUCGUGCAGGGGGUGCUGCAGCAGGGCACGGCGUGGAGGAGGAACCAGACCGCGGCCAGAGCGUUCAGGAAACAAAUGGAAGACUGCUGCGACCCUGCCCAUCUCUUUGCAAUGACUAAAAUGAAUUCCCCCAUGGGGAAGAGCAUGUGGUACGAUGGGGAGUUUUUAUACUCAUUCACCAUUGACAAUUCAACUUAUUCUCUCUUCCCUCAGGGGGAAGAAAAUACAGUGUGUGCAGAUGAGGUAGAAAUGCAGGCAACCCCAUUCCAGCUGCCAUUGAAGAAAUGCGCGGUGGUGGGAAAUGGUGGGAUUCUGAAGAAGAGUGGCUGUGGCCGUCAAAUAGAUGAAGCAAAUUUUGUCAUGCGAUGCAAUCUCCCUCCUUUGUCAAGUGAAUACACUAAAGAUGUUGGAUCCAAAAGUCAUUUAGUGACAGCUAAUCCCAGCAUAAUUCGGCAGAGGUUUCAGAACCUGCUGUGGUCCAGAAAGACGUUUGUGGACAACAUGAAAAUCUAUAACCACAGUUACAUCUACAUGCCUGCCUUUUCUAUGAAGACAGGAACAGAGCCAUCUUUGCGGGUUUAUUAUACACUGUCAGAUGUUGGUGCCAAUCAAACAGUGCUGUUUGCCAACCCCAACUUUCUGCGUAGCAUUGGAAAGUUCUGGAAAAGUAGAGGAAUCCAUGCCAAGCGCCUGUCCACAGGACUUUUUCUGGUGAGCGCAGCUCUGGGUCUCUGUGAAGAGGUGGCCAUCUAUGGCUUCUGGCCCUUCUCUGUGAAUAUGCAUGAGCAGCCCAUCAGCCACCACUACUACGAUAACGUCUUACCCUUUUCUGGUUUCCAUGCCAUGCCCGAGGAGUUUCUCCAACUCUGGUAUCUUCAUAAAAUCGGUGCACUGAGAAUGCAGCUGGACCCAUGUGAGGGCACCUUACUCCAGCCCACUUCCUAGGGACAUUGGAAGGAGAAAGGACUGAACCAGGGUAUUUUUGUUAGGUUUUCUAUGUGACUCCAAGAGGGAGUGGCCAAGUUGUUUCAUGGGUUUGCACGGGCUGCUUGGAAAAACAGGAAAGGAACAAUGAAGACCCAAGUAAAACUUUGCUUUCAGUAUUGGCUUGGAAAACAAAUAAGAAAUGAACAUCCUCUGAAAUAUUUUAUAGCACAUGGUAGAUUUGCAACUAGUAAAAUGCUGGUGAAAUGCUGUUGGUAAAGCACAUGGUUCAAAUCUAGAAGAUGCGGUUCAAAAACAAGACAGACUCGAGUUGUUAGGGCUGAGGAACUAAUCAAGGUAGAAGAAAGAAAACGCUGGGCUAAAACUGUUGCUGAUUGUCAACACAAACUGGCUUAAUAGUAGUAAUAAGAACCUGUCUUAUCAAGACUGGUUUUAGAACCGUAGGUUUUUUUAAAAAAAUUAUUAUUUAUUUUUGCCCUCUUUAGGGGAAAUAUAAAAACAUCCCUUCCUGAGUAAUAAAGAUACAAAAUGUUAUUCCUGGUGAUUGUGAUUUGUUGAGCUACAUCGACAUUAACUGUAGCUCCCUUCUAUUUUUAAAAUUUUGCCUAAGAAUUGCUUCUUCCUCUUUUGUCAAGUUUACAUAGACAAUGUGAAGCAUUGUUGAAUUUAGGCUGUGUUGAUUCACAGUCUGGAUAAGAGGAGCCACUUUUCUUUCUCAGAAUUUAGGACAUAAACCCAAUUUUAGGUCUGCAUUAUGUAAGCCUGUUUGCAUUGUCAUUUUUAUUUUAGUGCAAAAGACUACCAGUAUGAGUACAUUAUUUAUUUGUAAAUUGGCGUAAUUGUCUUCAUAAUUUAAUGCCCAGAAAAGCAGUAAAGCACAAUAAUGAAAAGCUUAGUUUCUGUGGAAGACAGACCAGAGACAAAUCCCUUUUCUAUCUACCAUGGCAUAUUCACUGCAAGAUAAAGCACAUGUAUGCAUACAUGCAAGAAUGCACACGUACAUACAUGUAGACAUACAUACACACACACACACACACACAGUUAAGCAAAGCUCAUUACUGUGCAACUAUGAAAGCUGAACUCGUAUGACCUGGUAUGGCAAAAAUUUGUAACCAGUGUUGGAGAGUCACAAAUGUGUUAUGCGUUAUCCAUUCCAUGUUGCUGUAAGACAACCGAGCUCGCUGGUUGCUGCACAUAUUCCCAUAGCGGCAUGAGAGGCGAGUCUUGCCCCCAAAUGGUUACCUGGAAUAAGCAGAAUUGUCUUACUCCUCCUGAUCUUACCUAACAUCUCAUGAGCCGGCCUGGUGUUGAGCAUGGCCACAAAAGGUAUAGUUUGUACAAGUCAAGAGAUGUGAAUUAGUAGCUGUUUAUUUCCUUAGUAGCAGGUAACACCUUGUUACACGAGCUUUGAUACACAGCAAAAAAAAAAAAACUCUGACAGAUUACAAGUAGCCAAAUGUGUUUACAUUUCAGAGAAAGGUAAAGCCUCUCAUCGUCUUCAUGCUUUGGAAUGUCUUAAGCUAAAAUGAGACACUAGAACUUAAUUUCUUUAUUAUUUUUAAUGUCAACAAACCGUAGGUAAAUGGUAGCAAAAAGUUCUAGUUUAAUUUUAACAGUAGAAACUUAGCAUACCAUGUCACCAUGUAAAUAAUAGUGAGUGGUAUUUUUGGUGGGUUAAUAUAACAUGACAUCAACCUAACAAAGUCCUUGGCAAAAUUCUACAUAAUUGAAGUAGGCCAUUUCUAAAUGAAAUUAAAUAUUGAGGUUAUUAUAAAAAUUAGCCUUUAAAAUAUGACUUGUUGAUAAUGCAGAUUAUAUUGCUACUUAGAAAGUUAAGAAGUUGAGUAUCAAUUCUAUUGGAGAACUGGUUUGCUCCAUGGCAGCAAAAAUGUAAUGAGAAUGUAUCAUGAAGAAACUGUGUUAAAUAUUCACUUUGAGUGAAACUGAAUAUGUUUCUUCUUUUGAGCUAUUAUUAUUUAGUAGUUACCUAAAAGAAGAUCCAUUUUUACUAGUAUACCAUUAAAAAUGUAAAAGGCUUAAUAAAAAACACAUAUAAUAAUAACGUAUGUGUUACUGAGAUUAGUGCUUUAAUUGUUAAAAUUGUCAAAAUGUAUUUAAUGAGCUCCAUAAAGCCUAUAAUCACAGUUCCAUUGCAAAUAAGAGAUUCCUGGACCAGAAUCUCUUAAACUUGGUAAGUGGAGAUUGCAGUGAGCCAAGAUCACGACACUGCACUCCAGCCUGGAUGACAGGGCAAGACUCUAUCUCAAAAAAAGAAAAAGAAAAUAUUAUGUGAAAAUUUUGCAUCUUGUUUUGAUGCCUGGGAUAGAUUUAUGCAGUAGAUUUACUUAUAACGUUUAGUUUACAAAGUUGUAAAACUAUUUCAUGUGGCUUCUGAAAGGCAAAACAGAAAUGGCUGGUGCUGGUGAUGUGUGAUCAGACCAGUUCUUCUCAGCUGGGGUGAUUCCUUAUCCCUCUCUGCUCACAUUUGGCAAUGUCUGGAGACUGUAGACAUUAUUUAUUUUCAUGACUCAAGGGCGCUAAUAGCAUGUAAUUAGUAGAGGUUAGGGAUCCUGCUAAGUAACUUAUAAUGCACAAGUCAGCCUCUCACAACAAAACAAUUAUCCUGGCUGAAAUGUCAGUAGUACCAAGGUUGAGACACCUGGAUUAGCCCAAAAUGAAAUUUUGAUUGUUCUGCUUUGUCUUCACUUACAUGUAAGCAUACAUGCUCACAGCAUUCAAAGUAUGACUACAAUUUAAUGAGAAUGUUUUCUUACAGUAGAUUACAACUCAUAGGUGUGCCAUACAUAUAUGCCUUUUGCUGUGGUUGGUUAGAUAGAAGUGUAUGUGCGUGUGUGUGUGUGUGUAUAUAUAUGUGUGUGUGUGUGUGUGUGUGUGUGUGUAGUACAAAGUUAGGCAUCUUCUAUCCUUACUGUGCUAUGUGUUCCUAAGUAAAGACCUCGCUAGAAUCAUCCUGUUGACUGCUUUGGAAUACUCUAUUAUUAUUAAGAUUUUCAAUUUUAAGCUCCCAUUAUUUUACUUUUUCUGAAAUUAAGACCUUCAGAAUUGGGCCUGGUACUUUUCCAGAUUUGGUCAAUUAUAUUUUGAUAUGACUAACCCUUAAGAUUCAGCUCAGAAGACAUUCAAUAAGCAAAUCUUUAAUCACUUAAUCACUUUUGAUUUUGCACCUGCCAAGAGAGGCCAUCACUUUGUGCCAUCAGACUAAUUUUAAAAAAUUGUGUAGUGAGGAAUGAAUAUUAGCUUGCUCCAUGGGGACAAAAGGAAGGGUGGGGAGGCUAAAAACUAGUACCCUGACAGGAUUUCAGUUUUUUUGUUAGCCUCACUUCUGGAACUGCAUUGAUUCCAAAGAUCAUGACUAAGGAUGGCCUCUGCUUAAUUUUAAUCCCACUUCAGUAAAAUUAAGAUAGGUGAAGGAUUAAGCCAUUGCAUAACUAAGAAAAGUAAUGUUUACGUGAAAGGUUUUUAUAUGGACAAUGAUUCACAGACACAUAUGCUUUAUAUAGAGUAUUUUGCCAAAAGUUUUACAAAAUUGUGCAUCUAAACUGCAUACUUCUCAUACAAGAAGUUAAGGAAGUGCUCAUUGGAUUUGGUUUCUGUACAGUUCACUUUUAUCUGUCUUAACAAAAGUAGGAAGUAAAUGAUUCCAAAUGGCACAUGCUCAGACAGUACUGUGUUUGGCUUUGUGAUGUCUCAUGUCUUUCUCUUGGCUAAAAAAAAUAUUUAGGCUAUAUAUGACUUGUACCUGAAGCAAUCUGGACAACAUGGCUUACAAUGGAAAAUAACUGAAAAAAUCCUGGGAUUUUAAAUUUGCCAAAAAUAUUCUUGGAUUAGUCAAAGGCUUUACAAAAGUGUUAGAGAUGAUCAAAAAUGGAAACAAUAUUGAUAACAUUUCUUUUCGUCAGCAGCUAUCUAUUCCAGUUUUAUAACUUUAUUACAUAUAAUUUUUGAUUUCUUUAUUAAUAGAAAGUCAGGCAUCCAGAGUUUUAGUUUCUAUAUUGGAAAUAUUGACUUUGUGAAAUUUUCACUGACAAAUCCUUGUUGGGAGGAGGGGAAUGUUACCAGUCCACUGAAAACUUUAGGAAAUGUUCAUUGUGUUGUAGAAAUACUUUCUCACCAGCACCAGGUAAAAUAUGCUCUAUGUUUCUAGAAUUCCAAAGAUCAAGAGCUGUAAGGACAUUGAUGAGAACUUGAGGACAAGCUUGUGGAGGAGUAGGGACUGAGAGUAAUACUAUGCUUUUUCUUUCUGUAUCUUCCCUGCGUAUAGGUCAACUCUCAGGUAUAUCACUUUAGUUUGUGCACACAUCAGGGGUGGAAGUGGUAGAAGUGGGAUAACAAUUUCAAGGUACUUGCAACCUAGGUCAAAGCCUCUAAUAAAGUCAGCAGUAAAUGUAACUAGCAGCCUCAUUCCACCAUGUGCUAGGAGGAGGGAGAGGCAAGUUGAAAGGAGAUAACCCUAUCCCCACAGUCUCAGGAUAUAAAAGGCAAGAGUGGUCUCUACCCUUAACCUUGGCUUUUUAGCACUGUCAGUCUCUGUCCUCUCCCAGGAGAGCUGCCUUGGCUCCAGAGUUGAGCUAGUAGCAUUGUGACUAGAGAGGUAGUGUGGAAAUUUGCUGAGGAGCUCAAAAUUUUACACUGCCUUAAACUCUUGUUUUUGCUUAACCUCGUGCUGUCUAAAUUUGGGUGUCUUGUGGCAGAGUCUAAUCACCCCGACCUAGUUAUAGCCCUGCCAGUGAUGCUAAAGUGAAACUCUCCCCCUCAUUCAUAUGGAUAGUCUGAGUCCUUGAAGCUAGGGAGAUAUCAAAUAGUCCACAAGGUCCUACAUAACUUCUUUAAAAGCCCUAGGAACUAACUCAUAGGAAGUCUGAAGCCCAGAGCAUCUGUUUAUAAACUCCUAAAUAUGAGGCCACAAUAUUUAGGUUGAGCACUACAAAAUUUCUAUUUUGCAAGUGGAAGGCGACUUGAAUCUAUAAUUGCUGUAGCUUUUUUCCCCUUCUAUCAUAAGAAAAGGGAUACCAUCUGCUUUACCCUCAGCCCAGACUUGUCUUUUGAAUUUUUUACAUACAUUUUAGGGGUGAGAGAUGGAAACAAGUGCAUGAAUGAAAAGCUUAUUCAAACAUAACACAGCCUCUGCUCAUCAUUUCAAUAAGGGAAAAAUACAUGCUUCUGUUUCCUUCUAAUUUGUGUUUUUUUCUGGUGCCAACAUUUCUGAUUUCUUCUGUCUCUAAUACAUAAGGAAUAAAUACCAUAUAAUAAAUUGACUUAUAUACUUGCGAGCAUUUGCCAGACAGUCAAAGCCCAUGACUAUACUUUUUAAAGCACAGAAGAGGAAUUAUAUUUUAUGGUCACCCCUCUGUGUUUCUAUUGAUCUCUACAUUAUGUGCUAAAAUUCUCUCUGAUUUUUUUUCCUGUUGAAGCUGUGAGUAUAAUCAAUGAUGCCAGGCUGUCUGAGAAUUUUAUAGAAUAAUAUCCAGAUGUAUUGAUCCUGCCUCUUUCUGCUUCUAUGUAAUUAGGUUUUUCUCUACAUGUUUAUUUUUAAAAUGUAUGCUUCACACAAUAUCCAUACGCAUCUAAGAGAUGUGAUUUAAUCCAAGGCAGAAAAACUAAGAAUCAGAUAAUGUCUAUUUUAUCUGCACAGGAAGUUAAACAGAAAAUUGUAAAAAAAAAAAAAAGUUUAACCAAAAUGAAAACAAAAGAGGCAAAAUCUUGGUUUUAAUUAGAAAGGAUGAUUGGCAGUGAUCUCAGAAGAGAGUUCAGCAGGAAGCAAGAAAGAGGCUGUUGACCUUGAGUGCAGUCUCAAGAAUGGAACCUUUUUGAAAUAUAGGAAAUACCUUGUCAUUCAGCUGUUGUGGUUAAUAAUGGAUGGUUUUUCCUGGGUGAGGCUUAUUCAUUGCAUACUGGAUGUGCCGACCCCUGUGAUCUCCCCAAAUGUGGGAAAGUUGACUGCAUAAUUUGUGGUAGUGGGAGACUAUGUUCACCCUUUUCCCUGGUUAAAAAAAAGAGAGAGAGAGAGAAGAUUCUAGAGGAAACAGUGUGACAGCAAGAUCAUGAGAUGCUGAGGGAGAGACUAGAGUGGCACGUGUUCACUCACUUGGACCAUGACAGCCUUAAGGCUCCAUCUCUUGCUGUCCCUUUCAGAGGGUUGCUCUCCUGUGUUUGACCGCAGUGAAGCAACACUCCCCGUUUUCAUAGCCCUCUUUCAUCUGCACCUCAGCACAUAUUCCCCAAAUCAUAUUAUUAUUUAGAUCUCCUGUCAUCAUGAGGCAGUGAUAGCAGUAAGUGUCAUUUCGACCCUCACCCUUGGAAAGUGGGCUCGCAUAGCUAGAGUUAGAACAGGAGGUUCUAACCCUGCCUCCACAAUUACUUCAGUAACAGGCUUUUGUAUCCAUGAUUACUUCAGCUGACUCAGAUGCAUUGUCUACCCCUGUGUUCCAGUGUACACAACACACACACAUACACGUAAGCUCUUAACAUAAUUUACUCCCGUGAUGAAGAGGGAGAUGGCUGAUUCAGUGAGAGUGGGGAGUGGCAGAGGGUGCCUUAACUUUUUCUGGCUUGAACCCUCCUUCCUUAUGUGUGUCCUUCACGUACCUCUGUCACUUUAGAGACGUAACCAUGUCUGUUCCAAGUUGUAUCAUUAUCAUCAAGAAGUCCUGUAAAUGUAGCAAAUGUGACUAUUUUAUAGAACUGUACAAUAGCAUCUAGGCCUUGGAGAAGUCUGAUAAUAGUAUGUAAAUAUCUUUUACUGAAGUUGUAGACCCUUAGGUGAUAACUGCAGGGGGAUUAACAUUUGUUUCUCCAGCAAACCCCAGAAGCAAGGAGUCAAUCUGUCACUGUUUUUCAUUCAGUCUUAAGUACCGUUGGGCUCUCUUAUUGAUAGGUUACUACAGAUACUCCCGUUAUAAUUAAUAUACAGGAUUCACAAUUUAGGAUGAUUGAUGGCCAUUAGGGUACAUCAUAGGGACACUAGAGAGAAGAGAACAAAUACAGCUCCAUCGAAAAGCCUGCUUAAUCUUUAAAAAGUCUGGAAUAUUACUAGAACUCCAUUUGCCAUGCAGCACAGUGGUCUAAAAAGCAUUGGGGACAAAGGUUUUUUUUUUUUUUGGUCUCUUUAACUCUGUUAUGGCACAUUGUAAUAUUAUUACGCAGGUGUGAAAACUGUUUCUCAAGAGCAAAUUUUAAGUCAGGAGAUAAGAAAAAUUUAAACAUUGUUUUUUCUCAUAUAAUCUGACUAGUAGUUCAUGAGUGUUAUAAUUCUGGGGGAAAAAAUUUAGGUUAGACUAUAAAAUUGAAAUCACCUUUGAAGAGUAUAUGGGAAUUGCUUCUUUCUAUUAAAGUCAACCUCCACUGGCAGAAAGUGUGGAGAAAAAUCAGUGUACUUCAAGUCUUUUCUUAGAGUUACAUAUAAAAUGUUGCAGAUAAAAAAGAAAACUUUAAUUGGUACUUUCUACAGUGUGAAUAGAAAAGUUAGUAUCUAUCUCUUUUGGUUCUGCUGACUUGUUUCUUUCCACAGAAUCUAAAUGCAAUGUCAUAGGAGGAGGUUUGCUGUAAAAACAUGUCUUUUUCUUUGGUGUGUUCAUUGUAAUUAUGGCUGGCAGUGAGAAGGUUCAGUAAGUCUCAAUUUCUCUACCUCCCUUACUUGGAGAAAAUUUGUAAAUGUACCCUGUGAAUAAAAUGGUUUUUUAAAUAGA